Messenger RNA from Callorhinchus milii (elephant shark), 663 nucleotides. It is a transcript of the gene pin1, whose product is annotated as peptidylprolyl cis/trans isomerase, NIMA-interacting 1. NCBI's taxonomy places the organism in Eukaryota, Metazoa, Chordata, Chondrichthyes, Chimaeriformes, Callorhinchidae. The record is from RefSeq and is a predicted model, not a curated record. Bases 107 to 583 code for a protein of 158 amino acids. The transcript is spliced from 4 exons. Gene Ontology annotation, cellular component: nucleus; cytosol. Gene Ontology annotation, molecular function: protein binding; peptidyl-prolyl cis-trans isomerase activity.
GGGCGGGAGCUGAGGCCCCGCCCCUCUCUGCGGGGCGACGGUUGAGCGCGAGGCGCGAGCGGACGAACGAACCAACCGCCGAGACCAGACGGGACGAGGUGAGGCGAUGGCGGACGAUGAGCCGCUGCCUUCCGGCUGGGAGAAGCGAAUGAGCCGCAACACGGGUCAGAUAUAUUACUUCAAUCACAUGUCCAAUCAGAGCCAGUGGGAGCGGCCGACAGGAAGUGACUCGGGCGGUGGGGAACACGACAAAGUGCGCUGUUCACACCUGUUAGUGAAGCACAACCAGUCUCGGAGGCCAUCGUCCUGGCGACAGGAGAGAAUCACACGGACCAAAGAAGAGGCACUAGAGAUAUUAAAUGAUUAUAUCCGAAUGAUCAAAUCGGGAGAGGCUACGUUUCAGAGCUUAGCAUCAAAAAACAGUGACUGCAGCUCGGCAAGGGAAGGAGGUGACCUGGGAUAUUUUGGGCGAGGUCAAAUGCAGAAGGCCUUUGAAGAGGCCACGUACCUUCUGAAGGUGGGCGAGAUGAGCGACCCAGUCUUUACGGAUUCUGGGAUCCAUAUCAUCCUCCGGACCGGAUAAAAUGCCUCCUCUCCGGGAGGGGGGCGGGGAGGGGGGGGAGCAGAUCGUCACCGCGGGAGACUUUUUUUUCGGAUUGGGGG